AUGGCCCGGCACCCUCCCUUCCGCCGUGUGUUCUUCUACCUCAUCGGCCUGCUGGCCUCGCUCAUCCCGGCCACGUCGCGGGCGCAGCCACCGGAGACGGUCACGGUGGGGCUCAUCAUCGACGCCGACUCGCCCGUCGGCAGGAUCGCCAGCACCACCAUCCCAAUGGCGCUCGACGACUUCUACGCCGCCUUCCCCAACGCCUCCGCGCGGGUCCGCCUUCUGCAGCACGACUCCGGCGGGGACGUCGUCGCCGCCGCGUCGGCCGCGCUGCAGCUGAUGACGGCCCAGGGCGCGCGCGCCAUCCUGGGGCCGCAGUCCUCCGUCGAGUCCGCCUUCGUCGCGGACCUCGCCACGCGCGCUGAGGUCCCCGUCGUGUCCUUCUCGGCGACCAGCCCGUCGGUGUCCCACUCCGAGGCGCGCUUCUUCGCGCGCGCCGCGCUCAGCGAUGCCAAGCAGGCGGAGGCCAUCGCCGCGCUCGCCACCUACUUCGGCUGGCGCCGCGUCGUGCCCAUCUACCAGGACGACGACUACGGCGCCGCCUUCGUGCCGUUCCUCGUGGACGCGCUCACGGCGGCGCGAGCGGAGGUGCCCUACCGCUGCGCGCUGCCCGCCGCGGCCACCAGGGAAGCCGUCGCCGCCGCGAUGUACCGCCUCGAGUCCAAGCAGACGCGCGCCUUCGUGGUGCACGCGCGCCCGGCGCUCGCGGAGCUCGUCUUCGCCGCCGCCGUGGAGGCCGGAAUGAUGGCGGAGGGCUACGCGUGGGUCAUCACCGACGGGCUCACGGGCCUCCUCGGCUCCAUCCAACCGCCGCAGGGCGUCAUCGGGCUCGCGCCCCACGUGCCGCCCACCGCGCGCCUGCGCGACGUCCGGAAGCGGUGGGCGCACAGGUUCAUGCGCCAACACCGGGACGCCGAUCCGGCUCAAGCCGAGAUGGGAUGCUACGCGCUGUGGGCGUACGACGCCGCAUGGGCCGUCGCGUCCGCGGCCGAGCGACUCAGCCCCGGCGACCUGUCAUCGCCACCGGGGCUCGGCGGCGGCAGGAGCGGCCCCACCGACUUCUCCGGGCUCGGGAAGUCAAUGUCCGGUGAGAAGUUCCUCGAGGCAAUAACCAACACUACAUUCGAGGGCCUCGGCGGCAGGUUCGAGCUCAUCGACGGCGAGCUGGCAGUGCCGGCCUUCCGGAUCGUCAACAUCAUGGACAACGCCAAUGAGCGGGGCAUCGGAUUCUGGACGCAGAAGGACGGACUGCAUAGGCAGCUUGGGCGCGGCCGCGGCGGGAUCGCGUCGAACAGCGGGCUCGCGCCAGUGAUCUGGCCGGCGGACUCGACCGUCGUACCGAUUGGUUGGGUCCAGCCGACGAGCGGCCGGAAGCUGCAGGUGGCGAUGCCGGCGGGGCACGUCGACCCUGGCUACCAACCGAUCAUGCACCUCGACGUCGACCCAGCAACGAAUCGGACGGUAGCCGGCGGGUUCGUGAUCGAGGUGUUCGAGGCGGCGGUGCGUCUGCUGCCCUACGCGCUGCCGUUCGAGUACGUCCUAGUGGGCUCCAUGCGCUACGACACUCUAGUCGAGAGGGUCGGCAAAGGGGAGUUCGACGCGGCGGUGGCGGACAUCACCAUCACGGCGGACCGGUCGCAGCACGUGGACUUCACGCUGCCGUACAUGUCGUCGGGGAUCUCCAUGGUGGUGCCGAUGCGCGACCAGCGCAGCAAGCGCCCCUGGGCCUUCCUCAAGCCGCUCCGCUACGACCUCUGGCUCGUCAGCUUCGCCUUCUUCGUCUUCACCGGCUUCGUCGUCUGGGCCGUCGAGCACCGCAGCAACAAGGAGUUCCGUGGCCCCCCGUCCUACCAGAUCGGCACCCUCCUCUACUUCGGCUUUUCAACCCUCGUCUUUGCACAUAGGGAGAACCUGAAGAGCAACCUGUCGCGGUUCGUGGUGGUGGUGUGGGUGUUCGUGGUGCUCAUCCUGCAGUCCAGCUACACGGCGAGCCUGACGUCCAUGCUGACGGUGCCGCAGCUUCAGCCGGCGAUCGGGGACUUCGCCUCGCUGUGGCGGGGAACGGACAAGGUCGGGAUCAUGAACAACUCCUUCAUGUGGGCGGCCAUGAACAAGUCGGGCUUCCCUCAGUCCAGGCUCGAGCGGUACCAGGCCACGCAGAGCUUCCACGAGGCGCUGCUCAACUGCACCAUCGGCGCCAUCGUCGACGAGACGCCCUACCUCAGGCUCUUCCUCAAGUCCUACUGCGACAACUUCACCGAGACCGCCCAGAGCAACAAGACCGGCGGCUUCGGCUUCGCGUUCCCCAAGGGGUCGCCGUACGUGGCGGACCUGUCGCGGGCGAUCCUGAACCUCACGGAGAGCGACGAGAUGAGCUUGAUCGAGCGCAAGUGGUUCGGCGAUGCGGACGGCUGCACGGCGCAGGGCAGCCAGUUCACGUCGGACAGCCUCAGCUUCGACAGCUUCUGGGGCCUGUUCCUCGUCACCGGCGCCACCUCCCUCCUCUGCUGCGCGCUGCACCUGCUCAUCUUCGUCGUGGCCAACCGCCGGAGGAUCUGGGCGUCGCGCGUGCCCUGGAGGAACAGGCUCCGGAUCUUCCUCAAGCUCCUCGACGACAGGGACCUCUCGUCGCACACGUUCAGGACCAACAAGGAUGCCGGCGGGUCGGUGGCUGGUCGGAGCGCUAACGACGCGGGCGCCUCCCCGCCCCCGGCCGUCGCGCACAUUGCAGCCGGCAGCCCGCUCAGCGUGUCCAACCACACGUACGACAUGAGUGACUGGUCGUUUGGUGUGCCGAGCCCGGCACCUGCAGCUGCAGGUGAGAAUGAGAUCGAGCUGGCUGGCGCCGCCGAGGCAGACGAGGUGGCCGCAGCUCCCAACCCCGGCGGCUCUGGUGAUCAAAGUGGCACAGUCCACUGA
Molecule: messenger RNA, 2919 nt
Organism: Miscanthus lutarioriparius
Lineage: Eukaryota; Viridiplantae; Streptophyta; Magnoliopsida; Poales; Poaceae
Source: the annotation of a GenBank genome assembly